AUGACUCUCUACUACAGCCUUGUUUUUUGUCUUCUCGUGUUCGAGAUGGUGAUCUUUAUGGGACUCAUUGUCCCUCUGCCUUUCACUAUCAAGCGGAAGCUGUUCACCUUCAUUUCUGAAAGUCCGAUAAUAGCAAAACUGCAAUAUGGAAUGAAGAUUACAUUCAUUUUCAUUUUAAUCCUCUUCAUUGACAGCGUGAACCGGGUGUACCGCGUCCAGCUGGAGGUGACUAAUUUCUCUAGGGAGAACAUGGGAGCGGCUGCCCUCGGCACUGACCGCAUGGAAGUCCAGGCCCGGAAGUUCUACUCUCAACGUAACAUGUACCUCUGCGGCUUCACCCUUUUCUUGUCUCUUAUCCUCAACCGCACCUACACCAUGAUCCUUGAGGUUCUUCGCCUUGAAGACAAGGUCAAGAUCCUCGAGGGCGACAAGAAGGCUGGUGGAAAGGAUUCGGCCCGCCUUGCCGAGGCUGGAAACGCCGGCGAGAUCGGACGUCUGAAGAAGGAGCUCGAUGCGAAGGACCGUGACAUUGAGACCCUGAAGAAGCAGUGUGAGGGUCUUACCCGCGAAUACCACAGUCUGGGUGACAAGGUUGCCGGUAAGACCGAUGAUGACACUAAGAAGGAUCUGUGA
This is a messenger RNA of Aspergillus oryzae RIB40, 633 nucleotides long. Its product is annotated as putative BAP31 domain protein. Gene Ontology annotation, cellular component: endoplasmic reticulum; endoplasmic reticulum membrane. Gene Ontology annotation, biological process: intracellular protein transport; endoplasmic reticulum to Golgi vesicle-mediated transport. The coding region runs from base 1 to 633 and encodes 210 amino acids. The transcript is spliced from 4 exons. The record is from RefSeq and is a predicted model, not a curated record. NCBI's taxonomy places the organism in Eukaryota, Fungi, Ascomycota, Eurotiomycetes, Eurotiales, Aspergillaceae.